CUCAACUCGGUCUCUCUCCGCGCCUAUCUUUCCCCCGCCUAUUGUGUGCUCUUCUAUUCUUCCACCCGAAACCCUAAUAACCUCGAGAUGAAGAGGAAGAAAACCAUGGCCGCCUCCGCCGCUGCAGCUCCUAUUCCGCCGGAGCCCGACCUCAAAGCCCUAAUCGGCGAGCACUCGCUCUUCUUCGAUCGGCUGGUGGACUUGAUACCGGCGCGGUUCUACGUCCCCUUGGACGACGAGGAUCGACCGUGGUACCAGGGCCUCUCUAAGGCCGCCAAGGCCUGCGUCAAGAUCCAGUCCCGUGAGAACCUUAAGAAGGCUCGCCGCGCCCGCCUCGACCCCGCCGCUCCCCCCUCCUCCACCGUCGAACUCCUCUCCAAAUCCAUCGCCGCCGCCGCCGAUUCCAACCCUAACCCUAACCCUAACCCUAACCCUAACCAGGGCGAGGAGGAGGAGGAGGACGAGGAUGAGGAUGAGGCGGCGCAGGCUCAGCGGCCGGCGGAGACGAUGGAUGAUCGCACCGCCACCGACGUUGAGCUCCGGCGCCGCCUCCAAGCGCGCAUAGUGGAACUCCGGUCCACCCGCAACACCCGUCCCGAGACGAUCAACAAGCCAAAGAAGGAGAAGAAGAAGAAGAAUAAGAGCAAGAAGAAGAAGAAAAAGAAUGAGGAAGAGGGAGGUCCCUCUUCUCCUCUCGGGAAGCGGAAGAGAGAUGAGGAGGAAAGCAAUGCUGCCCCAACGGAUAUCUCCUUUGGGAAGGUUAGGAGUGGUGGUGAGGAUAAUCAGAAUAAGGGGAAGAAGAAGAAGUCGAAGUUGUCCAAGCAGCAGGAGUUGGAGCGGGCGAGGCGGCUUGAAGCAGCGAAGAAGGAUCCGGAGAAGGGGGAGAAGUUCGCCAUGAAGCACUCGUGGAAGGCGGCGGCAAGUAGGGCCGCAGGGGAGAAGGUCCAUGACGAUCCGAAGCUUUUGAAGGAGAGCAUCAAAAGGGAGGAGAGGAGCAGGAAGAAGCACGCAGAGAAGUGGAAGGAGAGGAUGGAGACCGUGGAGAAGGCACGAGCGGAGAAGCAGAAGACUAGAGCGGAUAAUAUUAGGGGCAGGGCCGAACAGAAGAGGAUGAGGCGUAUCGAGAAGAGGGAGAAGAAGCUCAUGCGGCCAGGGUUUGAAGGGCGCAAGGAGGGGUACAUUAAUGGAUAGUCUUGUGCAAGAGCAUGACAUGCUUGCGACUUCCAUAUGUUACAGAGGACGAGGUAAGGAGAGUUCCUUCGGCUUUUAGAAAAUUUCUACUUGGUGAUUUGUUUCUGCAGGGUUUCAUUUUAUAUGUAACCAUGGAACAAGUUUUUAUGGAAAUUUAUUUAAUAUGUAUCACUAAUUUAUGGUUGCAAAUGAGAUCUCUAGGGUUUGUCUCUUUGAUUAGAGGUAAAGAAAGAAGACGAGGGAGCAGGAGUUGUUCUUUUUUAGAAAUAUUCUGACUCGAAAAUUAUCACGGAUCGAGUUUCAUUGAUAGCUGUUGUCUUUCAUGAAAAUCUAUUCUGUAGUUUCUGGGAGGACUUAUCUGUGUCUCAUGGAGAAACUCCAAUCACAAUACGCAAUGGUGCUGCUCUGUUUAGAUGA
Molecule: messenger RNA, 1608 nt
Organism: Ananas comosus (pineapple)
Lineage: Eukaryota; Viridiplantae; Streptophyta; Magnoliopsida; Poales; Bromeliaceae
Product: ribosomal RNA-processing protein 14-C
Exons: 1
Coding region: 88-1191 (367 amino acids)
Biological process (GO): ribosomal small subunit biogenesis; ribosomal large subunit biogenesis
Cellular component (GO): nucleolus
Molecular function (GO): DNA binding; RNA binding
Source: RefSeq, a predicted model, not a curated record